Molecule: messenger RNA, 3349 nt
Organism: Plodia interpunctella (Indianmeal moth)
Lineage: Eukaryota; Metazoa; Arthropoda; Insecta; Lepidoptera; Pyralidae
Gene: Mtr4
Product: Mtr4 helicase
Exons: 19
Coding region: 80-3169 (1029 amino acids)
Biological process (GO): maturation of 5.8S rRNA; RNA catabolic process
Cellular component (GO): nucleus
Molecular function (GO): RNA binding; RNA helicase activity; ATP binding
Source: RefSeq, a predicted model, not a curated record
UCUUUCUCGUCUUACUGGGAAGACUGGGAAGGAAAUGGUGGUCAAACAUAAGGUUGUACACUAGUGUGUUAACUAUAUCAUGGCGGAUAUUGAUAGUUUGUUUGAUUGUUUUGAGGAAAAAGAACAGAGUGAAGCUGCUGUUCAGUUCCCAAACCUAAAGAAAGACCAAGCAGAAUUGUCCCAAGUACAAACAAGUAAUAAACGUCCUCAUGAAUUGGUAGAGUACGCAGAUACAACUCAAAAAAAAUCCAAACCGGAUGAUGAUGACACAGACUUGAUCAGUGAUAUAAAUGUAGAUCUACUAAGUUCCCGUAUUGUAAUACACACAUUGGAGACUCAUGAAGGCUGCACACACGAAGUGGCAAUACCACCUAACCAUGAGUAUGCACCACUCCUACCAAUUACCUCUGAGCCUGCCAAGCAGUAUAGUUUUAUUCUGGAUCCUUUCCAGAAGGAAGCAAUUAUGUGCAUAGAUAAUUUGCAGUCAGUAUUAGUAUCUGCACAUACUUCUGCAGGAAAAACUGUUGUAGCCGAGUAUGCAAUAGCAUUAUCUUUAAAAAAUAAGCAAAGAGUAAUAUACACCACACCAAUCAAAGCUCUCUCCAACCAGAAAUACAGAGAAUUCUCAGAGGAAUUCCUGGAUGUUGGUCUCAUCACUGGAGAUGUCACCAUAAACCCUUCAGCAUCAUGUCUUAUUAUGACUACAGAGAUUUUAAGAAAUAUGUUAUACCGCGGCUCGGAGAUCAUGCGCGAAGUUGGUUGGGUAGUCUUUGAUGAGAUUCACUAUAUGAGAGACAAAGAAAGAGGUGUUGUUUGGGAAGAAACUUUAAUCCUCCUCCCGGACAACGUGCAUUACGUGUUCCUGUCAGCCACAAUCCCGAACGCCCGUCAGUUCGCCGAGUGGGUGUGUCGGCUACACUCGCAGCCGUGCCACGUGGUGUACACGGAGUACCGGCCCACGCCGCUGCAGCAUUACAUCUUCCCGGCCGGUGGCGAUGGCAUUCAUCUUGUUGUUGAUGAAAAGGGUCAGUUCAAAGAAGACAACUUUAACACAGCGAUGGCGGUCCUGGGCAACGCGGGUGACGACGCCAAGGGGGACAAGGCCCGAGGGCGCCGCGGAGGGCCCCGGAACCACAGCCAAACCAACAUCUUCAACAUUGUCAAGAUGAUCAUGGAGAGGAACUUCGCUCCGGUCAUUAUAUUCAGUUUCAGCAAGAAGGAUUGUGAGGCGUACGCUAUGCAGAUGGCCAAACUUGAUUUUAAUACAAUUGAAGAGAAGAAGUUAGUCGACGAAGUGUUCAACAACGCGAUGGACGUGUUGUCAGAAGAGGACCGCAAAUUGCCUCAAGUGGAGAAUGUGAUUCCACUUCUACGACGGGGCAUCGGCAUCCAUCAUGGAGGAUUGUUGCCCAUUCUGAAGGAAACUAUAGAGAUUCUCUUCGGCCUCGGGCUCAUAAAGGCCCUCUUUGCCACAGAAACCUUCGCCAUGGGUUUGAACAUGCCAGCCAGGACUGUAGUUUUCACAAGUUGCCAGAAAUUUGACGGAAAAGAUUUUAGAUUUAUAUCGUCAGGAGAAUACAUCCAAAUGUCAGGAAGAGCUGGACGUCGUGGGUUGGACGACAAGGGCAUAGUUAUAUUGAUGAUAGACGACAAAAUCACGCCCACUGUCGUCAAGGGCAUGGUGCAGGGCAAGGCUGACCCUAUUAAUUCAGCGUUCCACCUUACUUAUAAUAUGGUACUGAAUUUACUGCGAGUAGAAGAAAUUAAUCCAGAAUACAUGCUGGAGCGGAGUUUCUUCCAGUUUCAGAAUCAAGCUGCAAUCCCGGAUCUCAUAGACAAGGUGAAAGCGAAGCAGAAAGAGUACUCGCUGCUGACAGUAGAACAGGAGCACUCGAUCGCGGCGUACUGCAGCAUCCGCUCGCAGCUGCAGCUGCUGGGCGCGCAGUUCCGCUCCUACAUCACGCGGCCGGAGUACCUCAAGCCCUUCCUGCAGCCUGGACGGCUGGUCAAGGUGAAAACAGAGAAAUACGAGUACGACUGGGGUAUAAUAGUGAAUUUUCGGCACAAGUCCAAGGGCAAAGGCAAGCGGCCACAGGAGGAGAAUCCUCUAACAGCGGAAGAUGCGAUCGUGGUGGACAUUCUGCUUCACGUGAGGAAACCUGAGGCGGGGGACACGGACACUAAUAUGCCGUGUCCGCCUGGAGAGACGGGUGAAGUGGAAGUGGUCCCAGUGCUCCACACACUCAUCUACCAAGUGAGCUCCCUUCGAGUGUACUACCCCAAGGACCUCCGCCCUCCCGACAGCCGCAAAUCUGUGCUGAAGACUAUUGGUGAAGUUAAGAAACGGUUCCCCGAUGGACCGCCGUUGUUGAACCCUAUCAAGGAUAUGAAGAUUGAGGACAAAGUGUUUAAGGAAUGCGUGGAAAGAAUCAAAGAGUUAGAAGAAAGGUUAUACGCACAUCCUUUACACAACGACAAAAACCGUGGCGCCUUGACCGCAGCGUAUGAGCGCAAACAAGAACUGUACGAAGAACUGAAUGAGGCGAAGGCUGAGUUGAAGAAAGCCAAGAGUAUCCUCCAAAUGGACGAGCUGAAGAAGAGGAAACGUGUGUUGAGGCGACUGGGGUACUGCACUGCCGCUGACGUUAUAGAACUGAAGGGGAGAAUAGCAUGUGAAUUGAGCAGCGCGGACGAGCUCCUCCUAACGGAGCUGAUAUUCAAUGGAGUUUUCAACGCGCUGACGCCAGAACAGAGCGGGGCGCUGGUCAGCUGUUUCGUUUGCGACGAGAACUCCUCACAGCACUCCGUCGCAGGCGAGGAGCUGCGAGGAGUCCUGAGGCAGCUACAGGAGUACGCCCGCAGAAUAGCAAAGGUCUCAAUAGACGCCAAGAUGGACCUGGACGAGGACGACUACGUGGGCAAGUUCAAGUCCACGCUAAUGGAUGUGGUGCUGUCGUGGGCCAAAGGGGCCUCCUUCCUGCAGAUCUGCAAGAUGACCGAUGUUUUCGAAGGUUCAAUAAUCCGCUGCAUGCGUCGGCUGGAGGAGGUCCUGCGGCAACUGUGCCAGGCCGCGAAGAACAUCGGCAACACAGACCUGGAGAACAAGUUCAGCGAAGCAAUCAAGCUGCUCAAGCGCGACAUCGUGUUCGCCGCCAGCCUUUACAUGUGAACCGACCAAUACACUUAUUUUUAGACACUCGGCGCGCUGACUGCUAUGGAAGACUCGACGCUUAUAUAAGCACUCUCAGUAAGUUGCCAGCCGCUCGCCACUCACCAACGAUCGCUACGCCAUUAUAUCGACUCCUUACUGUAUUAUUUAUACAAAAUGUACAAUUCUCAAAAGCGCUCC